This is a messenger RNA of Phacochoerus africanus (Common warthog), 1492 nucleotides long. RefSeq names its product CEA cell adhesion molecule 16, tectorial membrane component (gene CEACAM16). The transcript is spliced from 6 exons. The record is from RefSeq and is a predicted model, not a curated record. Bases 1 to 1281 code for a protein of 426 amino acids. Lineage: Eukaryota; Metazoa; Chordata; Mammalia; Artiodactyla; Suidae.
AUGCUCUAUCAGCAUGGAAAGUACCAGAAACCAGGCCAGGCAUCUGCCUUCCUGAGCACGGGGGCCGAGAUCACCAUCACCCCCGAGCCCGCCCGGCCAGCCGAGGGGGACAACAUCACCCUGGCCGUCCAGGGGCUUUCAGGGGAGCUGCUUGCCUACAACUGGUACGCGGGGCCCACGCUCAGCCUGUCUUACCUGGUGGCCAGCUACAUCGUAAGCACGGGCGACGAGACCCCCGGCCCGGCCCAUACGGGGCGGGAGGCUGUGCGCCCUGACGGCGGCCUGGACAUCCAGGGCGUCCUGCCCCGGCACUCGGGCACCUACAUCCUGCAGACUCUCAACAGGCAAUUUCAGACGGAGGUGGGCUACGGACAUUUGCAGGUCUAUGAGAUCCUGGCCCAGCCUGUGGUCAUGGCCAAUAACACAGCACUGGUGGAGCACCGGGACACCCUGCACCUGACAUGCAGCAGCCCCAGCCCUGCUGAGGUCCGCUGGUUCUUCAACGGUGAUGCCCUGCCCAUCUCCGUCCGCCUUGGCCUGUCCCCCGAUGGCCGGGUCCUGAUCCGGCACGGCGUCCGGAGGGAGGAGGCCGGAGCCUACCAGUGUGAGGUCUGGAACCCGGUCAGUGUCAGCCGCAGCAAGCCCAUCAACCUGACCGUGUACUUUGGCCCAGAGCGCGUGGCCAUCCUCCAGGAUUCCACCACCCGCACGGGCUGCACCAUCAAAGUCGACUUCAACACGUCGCUCACGCUGUGGUGCGUGGCCCGGUCUUGCCCGGAGCCCGAGUACGUGUGGGCCUUCAACGGGCGGGCCUUAAGGAACGGCCAGGACCACCUCAACAUCAGCAGCAUGACAGCGGCCCAGGAGGGCACGUACACGUGUAUCGCUAAGAACCCCAAGACUCUGCUUUCCGGAUCCGCCUCAGUGGUGGUCAAACUCUCUGCGGCAGCCGUCACCGUAACAAUUGUGCCCGUGCCAACCAGGCCGAUGGAGGGCCAGGACGUGACGCUGACUGUACAGGGCUACCCCAAGGACCUGCUGGUCUACGCCUGGUACCGGGGGCCUGCCGCGGAGCCCAACCGGCUGCUCAGCCAGCUGCCUUCGGGGAACUGGAUCGCAGGCCCUGCGCACACAGGCCGGGAGGUGGGCUUCCCCAACUGCUCGCUGCUGGUACAGAAGCUGAACCUCACGGACUCGGGCCGCUACACGCUCAAGACCGUCACGCUGCAGGGCAAGACUGAGACGCUGGAAGUGGAGCUGCAGGUGGCCCCCCUGGAGUAGCACCGUGACCCUGGAGACAUCCAGAGAGAUGAGCGCUUCGAGCCCCCCUCCUCGUCUCCGCCCCCUGAGUGGAGGACCCCUCGCUUCCAGCAAGGAUGCCGGGCCAUGGUCCACUCUUCUGCUUCCACCCUAGAGUUAGAGCCACCGGGGCCCCCCUCCUUCACUAAGCUGUCAGAGAGCCACAGAGGCUAUAAACAUCCUGGUUAACACA